UCAGUCGCUCCGUGUCCGCCGUCGCCGCCGCACGUCGCGACAUUACAUUUUUCCACAAUAAUAUCAGUCGACCUUGGCGCUAUUUCGACGCCGGUGUUCGCGCGGACACUCUCGGACCCACAUUAGUGCAGCAUGUCAGCGGCGGUGGAGCGGCGCGCGCCGGCGGCCGCAGCGCCCGCGUGCGCCAACGGGCACCACGACGCGCGCCCCUGGGACCAGCAGUUCCUGCCCGCGCAGCUGCGCCUCGACGACCCGCUGCGCACGCAGAAGGUGGAGGCUCGGCUGGCGCGGCUGGUGCUGGGCGGGGAGGUGCUGCGGCGCGCGGGGGAGGUGUUCGAGCGCGAGCUGGAGCGCGGCCUCAAGGAGCAGCCCUCCAGUCUGCAGAUGGAGAACACCUACGUGCCCGAGCUGCCCGACGGCACCGAGGAGGGCGUGUUCCUGGCGCUGGACCUGGGCGGCACCAACUUCCGCGUGCUGCUGCUCGAGCUGCGCGCCGGCGACCUGGUGGACCAGCGCGUCAAGCAGUACCACAUCAGUAACGCGCUGCGCCUGGGCACCGGCGAGGAGCUGUUCAACUUCCUCGCCGACUGCGUGCUGGACUUCCUCACAGAACUUGGCAUGCAGGACCAGGAGUUCUCACUAGGCUUCACAUUCUCGUUCCCGAUGAAGCUGCACUCGAUCUCGUCGGGCGAGCUGAUCACGUGGACGAAGAGCUUCAAGUGCUCGGGGCUGGAGGGCGUGGACGUGGCGGCGCUGCUGCAGCGCUGCCUGCGCGCGCGCCGCCUGCGCGUCACCGUGCGCGUGCUGCUCAACGACACCACCGGCACGCUGGUCGCCGGCGCGCACAUGCACAAGCACGUCGGGAUUGGCGUGAUCCUGGGCACGGGCUCGAACGGGUGCUACAUGGAGCGCGCGUCGCGCGUGCAGCACUGGGAGGCGGCGCACGAGCGCGUGCGCGACGUGUGCGUGGACGUGGAGUGGGGCGCCUUCGGGGACAACGGCUGCCUCGACUUCCUCAAGACCGAGUUCGACCGCGAGGUGGACGCCGGCUCGCUGCUCGCCACCUCCUUCACGUUCGAGAAGUACAUCGGCGGCAAGUACCUGGGCUCGCUGCUGACGUCGGCGCUGAGUGCGCUGGCGCGCGCCGGCCUGUUCCCCGCCGCCCCCGCGCCCGACUCGCUGCAGACCGCACACCUCAGUCUCUUCGAAGAAGAGAACUGCUCGGGCGAGGUGUCGCGCACGGUGGCGGCGCUGCGCGAGGCGUGCGCGGCCGAGGUGAGCGCGCAGGACGCGCUCGUGGCGCAGCACGUCGCGCACGUCAUCUCCAACCGCGCCGCGCAGCUCGUCUCCGUCUGUAUCGCGUGCCUGCUGCGACGCAUGGACAGGCCGCACGUGGCGGUGGCGGUGGACGGCUCGGUGUUCAAGCACCACCCGCGCAUCGCCGACCUCAUGCACAAGUACAUCACGCUGCUGGCGCCGCACCACCCGUUCUCGAUCCUGGGCGCGGAGGACGGCAGCGGCAAGGGCUCGGCACUGACGGCCGCCAUCGCCGCCCGGCUGGCCGCGCGCGACGCGUAGUCCCGCGCACCACCUGCUGGGUCUCAUCUACCGGCUUCCAUUACAUAUGUCGGCGUCAGGUGUUACAAGUAAUGUAAGAACCCACUCUAUUCCACACUGACGGCAGAGUGUCACCGUACAAGUACUCAAGGCGUCGGGAGCGACGUCAUGCCCAAUGAUAUUGAUAACCGUUGUGAUGUUGUUACGCUCAUCUUAGGAAUUAGAGUUGUGUGUGUGCGUGCGUGUGUGUGUCGGCGAUGUGUGCGUGUGGCGGGGGCUGUGCGCAGGCGCACACUCGCCCGGACUGAAUGCUACAUACGUGGUAUACUUGUGGGGGCGCGAGGCUCCGAUGUGAACUUGCCAGUAGUCUGCUCGAUGUUUCCUCGAUUCAAGUUGUCGCGAACACGUUGAAUUUAUAUGAUAUAGUCUGAUUGAGUUCCGUUUUACUUCAAUAUAUGUGAGAUGGUCUGCAAAGUGGUUGAUUAUAUGAAUAGAUACAGAAUGAUAAACAUAAUGUUUGGAUAGAAUAGUGAUGUGGAAGAACGUAUCCACAAUGUAUGAUAUAUCGUCACAGCCAUCAGUACAGAAGAGUAUAUUAUAGCGGCACUUGCGCGGGCGUGACAUAUCGUGCCAUACUCAUAGUGUCAGCAGAAUUAACAUAUCCUACAGAGUACAUCGUAACUUUACUAUUUGAUAUAGAUAGAUAGGUAGGUACUGUUAUUUAUUAAGUAGCUCCUGUCAAUCGAUAGGAUAUUUUGAUACAUUUAGCGUGCAUUCCGGUUCGUUUGUCCAGUGGUGGAGCGGCUGGCUCAUGUAAUGUCUACGUGUUGUAUCGUACGUACGGUACGGUAGCUCAUUCCUACCGUGUACACUGAAUAUUCUGUUUCGGAAACUUGUUUUGUUAUAUAUUUAUACCAUAGUUAUAGGCAGAUAGUUACAACUAUGUUAUUGUUUGUAGAUUUUUAUUUUUAGAAUAAAAUGUGAUUAAUUUUGUAA
This is a messenger RNA of Helicoverpa zea (corn earworm), 2553 nucleotides long. RefSeq names its product hexokinase-2-like. The coding region runs from base 133 to 1578 and encodes 481 amino acids. Gene Ontology annotation, biological process: glucose 6-phosphate metabolic process; intracellular glucose homeostasis; glycolytic process. Lineage: Eukaryota; Metazoa; Arthropoda; Insecta; Lepidoptera; Noctuidae. Gene Ontology annotation, cellular component: mitochondrion; cytosol. The record is from RefSeq and is a predicted model, not a curated record. The transcript has 11 exons. Gene Ontology annotation, molecular function: mannokinase activity; ATP binding; fructokinase activity.